AUGGACAACCGCGACGACCCCAUCUUCCAGUUCUUCCCGGAUGCUGAUUCUAUCGACCUAUACGAAGUCCUCUCCGUUACGCAUGAUGCGACGUCAGACGAGAUCAAGAAAGCAUAUCGUCGUCUCGCGCUUGCCCAUCAUCCAGACAAGCAUACCACCGCGAGCGAAUCUGCCAAAGCCGACGCGUCUGUGAAGUUCCAGCAGAUUGGUUUCGCGUACACUGUCCUCUCAGACGAUAAGCGGAGAAAGAGGUACGAUUCAACGGGUAAGACGGAUGAGGGGGUCAACCUCGCGCCCGGGGUGGAUGGCUGGGAGUCGUAUUUUGAGGACCUAUUUGAUCGCGUCACGAAGGAGAAGCUUGAUGAGUUGAAGAAGGAAUACCAAGGCUCCGAGGAGGAAGUAGAGGACAUCAAGAAAGCGUAUCUCGACUGCGAUGGUUCCAUCGACGACAUUAUGAACCGUAUCCCCCAUUCGACAUUUGAUGAUGAAGCGCGCUUUGUCGUCCUUAUCUCUGAGCUUAUUUUGAAGGGGAGCCUCCCAUCAUCUCCGCAUUGGGAAGCUGGUAUUAAGGAUGAAAAGGCAAAACUAGUGCGUAAGAAGCAGAGCCAGAAGGAGGCUGAGGAGGCUGAGAAGCUCUCCAAGGAGCUUGGGGUUUGGGAGGAAUUUUAUGGCGAUGCAAGACCUAGUCCAACGAAGGGCCGAGGGGGUGGCAAGGGGAAAGCCAAACAGCAGGCGGAAGACCAGGAGGAAGAUCACUCUGCACUACAGGCUCUUAUCCUAAAAAAGAGGAAUCUGGACGGAUUCUUCGACAGUCUUGCGGCGAAAUAUGCCGAACCAGAGCCAAGGAGUAAGAAGGGUAGGAAACGCGGGAAGGCGGCAGACGGUGACGAGGCCGGGGAACCUCCAAAGAAGAGGAAAUUGGUUGCCGUAGAACCUCCAGUGAUUGAUGAAGAAGAGUUCCGGCGGUUGCAACAGAAGCUCUUUGAUAAUAAGACUAAGUCGGAGGAGGAUGCAGACCGCGCAUCUUCCAAGGGGAGAAAGGCAACUCGAGACAAUACGGUGAGGAGGGCUAGAUAA
Fibroporia radiculosa is the source of this 1077-nucleotide messenger RNA. RefSeq lists its product as uncharacterized. The record is from RefSeq and is a predicted model, not a curated record. NCBI's taxonomy places the organism in Eukaryota, Fungi, Basidiomycota, Agaricomycetes, Polyporales, Fibroporiaceae. Bases 1 to 1077 code for a protein of 358 amino acids. Gene Ontology annotation, molecular function: heat shock protein binding. The transcript is spliced from 2 exons. Gene Ontology annotation, cellular component: cytoplasm; nucleus.